UGGAAAUUGCAGCUGCAGCCGCAUCCCGAAGGUUGGCUUCCAGAAAUGCUGCGGCGUGUGUCUAUAUAUAGCCCAUCGGUCUACAAAAAUUCUACGCCACUGGAACUGGAAGUACACCUGCACUGCACAUACAGAUAGUCUGAACUCCGACAGGCCCCCCAUGGCAGUUGACGCGCUGGAAUCGGUUGCCGUGGUGGCCGUGCCGUUCCCGGCGCAGGGCCACCUGAACCAGCUGCUCCACCUGUCGCUGCUGCUCGCAUCGCGGGGGCUCGCCGUGCACUACGCGGCGCCGCCGCCGCACGUCCGCCAGGCGCGCGAGCGCGUCCACGGCUGGGACCCCAGGGCCCUCGGCUCCAUCGAGUUCCACGACCUCGACGUCCCGGCGUACGACUCCCCGGCCCCGGACCCGGUGGCGGCCUCGCCGUUCCCGAACCACCUCAUGCCCAUGUUCGAGGUCUUCGCGACCGCGGCGCGCGCCCCGCUCGCGGCGCUCCUCGGGCGCCUGUCCACCACCUACCGCCGCGUGGCCGUCGUGUACGACCGCCUCAACGCCUUCGCCGCCACGGAGGCGGCGCGGCUGGGCAACGGCGAGGCGUUCGGGCUGCAGUGCGUGGCCAUGUCGUACAACGUCGGCUGGCUGGACCCGGGGCACCGGCUCCUGAGUGACUACGGCCUCCAGUUCCUCCCCGUCGACGCCUGCAUGUCUAAGGAGUUCGUGGAUUUCAUCCUCCAGGUGGAGCAGGACGAGCAGGGCGCGCCCAUCGCCGGCGUGGUCAUGAACACGUGCCGCGUCCUGGAGGGCGAGUUCAUCGACGUGGUUGCCGCGCAGCCGCCGUUCCAGGGCCAGAGGCUUUUCGGGGUCGGGCCGCUGAACCCACUGCUCGACGCGGACGCCCGGACGCCGGGGCGGGCACGACACGCGUGCCUGGAGUGGCUCGACGAGCAGCCGCCGGCGUCCGUGCUCUACGUCUCCUUCGGCACGACGUCGUAUCUCCACGCCGAGCAAGUCGCCGAGCUUGCGGCGGCGCUUAAGGGCAGCAAGCAACGGUUCAUCUGGGUCCUCCGCGACGCCGACAGCGCCAACAUAUUCGCCGAGUCCGGCGAGAGCCGGCACGCCAAGUUCCUGUCCGAGUUCACCAAGGAAACCGAGGGGGCGGGGCUGGUGAUCACCGAGUGGGCGCCGCAGCUGGAGAUCCUGGCGCACGGCGCGACGGCGGCGUUCUUGAGCCACUGCGGAUGGAACUCGACCAUGGAGAGCCUGAGCCACGGGAAGCCGGUGCUCGCGUGGCCCAUGCACUCCGACCAGCCAUGGGACUCGGAGCUUCUGUGCAAGUACCUCAAGGCCGGCCUCCUCGUGAGGCCCUGGGAGAAGCACGGUGACAUCGUGCCGGCAGAGGCCAUCCAGAAGGUCAUCGAGGAGGCAAUGCUGUCAGACAGCGGGAUGGCGGUGCGGCAACGGGCCAAGGAGCUAGGGGAGGAGCUCCGCGCUUCGGUUGCGCACGGUGGGAAUUCGCGCAAGGAUCUCGAUGACUUCAUAGCGUACAUCACAACAUCGACGCUGCGGACGGAGCAGGUCGCAGAGCUUGCAGCCGCUCUGCGUGACUGCAACCAGCGGUUCAUCUGGGUGCUGCGCGACGCCGACCGCGGCAACGAAUCCGCGGACCACGAUGAGAAGCACAGCAGGCACGCGGAGCUGCUGCCCAUGUUCACAGAGCAGACGCAAGGGAGGGGCCUGGUGAUCACCGGGUGGGCGCCGCAGCUUGAGAUCCUCGCGCACGACGCCACGGCGGCGUUUAUGAGCCACUGCGGCUGGAACUCGACCGUGGAGAGCUUAAGCCACGGGAAGCCUAUACUGGCGUGGCCCAUGCACGGCGACCAGCCAUGGGACGCAGAGCUGGUGUGCAACUACCUCAGGGCCGGCAUCCUCGUUCGCCCCUGGGAGAAGCACAGUGAGGUGACUCCGGCAGAGGCCAUCAGGCAAGUCAUCGAGGCUGCCAUGCUUUCUGACGAAGGAAUGGCUGUGCAGCAGCGAGCAAAGGUGCUCGGAGAGGCCGUCCGUGCUUCCCUGGCUGACGGUGGUUCAUCGCGCAAACACCUGGAUGAUUUCAUUGCUCAUAUCACAAAGUAAUUAAUUGGUAGUUUUCAUAGAUAAAAGAUAAAUCGGUCUCUAUAUUCAUCUGGUGGAUAUAUACAGCUAUGGUUACUAGA
Messenger RNA from Panicum virgatum (switchgrass), 2208 nucleotides. RefSeq names its product cis-zeatin O-glucosyltransferase 1-like. The transcript has 2 exons. The coding region runs from base 161 to 2128 and encodes 655 amino acids. Gene Ontology annotation, molecular function: UDP-glycosyltransferase activity. Lineage: Eukaryota; Viridiplantae; Streptophyta; Magnoliopsida; Poales; Poaceae. The record is from RefSeq and is a predicted model, not a curated record.